AUGAGCACCCCAAAUCAGCCAAGUCUCCUGCGGCCGGACGUAGCGGAUGAAAUGCGAUCACAAUUGUCCACCUCCCCUCCCCGAGGAAAAGAAGUGGAUGAUAUUCCGGACGGCAUUGAAGAGGCAAAUUUGUCUUAUGGGGCGCUAAUUGAAGAUCAAGACGAAGCGCAAGCUGCUCUCCAACCAGCCAUCAGCGCUGCAGCCAGCCAUAUGACCUCUGCUCAAACUCCAGCGGCGGAGAAGGCAGCAGCUCUUGAACGUGUGCCUGGGGGCGGCUAUUUUGGUAGCGCCAUCACCGAGGGCGAUGAAGAAGAAGAAAGGGAAAAUGACCACACUCUGGAUGUUGGGACGCCAUCUCAGACAACGAAAAGUUCCCGGUUAAGAGAUGUGGUGGUGGCUCAUGGCCAGGUCAUGACCGAAUCUAGCUCUCAGGCGGCAGAUCAAUUGCCAAUGCCUGCACCUUGGGUGUCAAGUCUGAAAGAUUCCAUCAUUGACAAGGAUACCACCCGUUCACGUCAAGCCCGAGGGGUGCUUGGAUCUGCAUUCGGCCCGACGAGACAACAUCGUUCACGAUCCGCGGGGCAAGAAGCUCUAAAGAGGCUUCAAAAAGCAUUCCCAUCACUUGCCGGUCACGGCAAUCUCUUGCCUUCCUUGCCAACUUCUUUCCUGUCUAGCUUCACAGGCGAUCACAAACAUAACCUACAUCAAGGCGCCGCGGCAAAUCGUCGUCGUCCUCGAUCUUUUACACUGAUGCAAGCAUCCAACACCAACACCGCCCCCCGUGUCAGAUACUAUGCAGAAAGACAACAGAAUGACGCAUACGCGCCACUGCCUUCUGCUAUAUCAAGGACUGGUUUAUCCUCCAAUCCACGGCCGCGGCCUCCCGUGCUGCGUCGCGUUACCUCCGACGAAAGCAUUCUCUACCACAGCUUGUCAAGACAGUCUUCCUUGGGAGACGACAACAGAUUUAGCGAUGUCCGAGAAAUGGUCAACAUCCGGUUCAUGGCCAUCAAGGAUAGCCUCCCAGAAGUACCCAAUUUCAAGAUGCCCAGUUUUCCCCGCUUGCAGGCGGCGUCCCGCAUGUCAUCGAUUUCUCUAAACGGGUUGUUUUCGAGCCAAACUGAAGAAACUACACUGAAUCGAAAAAGGCCAGAUGUCGUUGGAGACCUGUCCACCAGCCAAUCGAGUCCGAUUCCUCUCAAGGCAAGCUCCUCUCCGACGAUAGAUGGUGUUCUGGAAGACCUGACUGGUGAUCUAGUUAUCUUGGGUGGCUAUCGCGGCUCCGUGCUACGAUCAGCAGAGCCACCACACCAGCAACUUUGGGCUCCAGUCAAACUGGGCUUCAACAUGCGCAAAGCAAACCUAGAAGUAGGAUUGGAAGAUGAGGAUGAAGAGACCAUGGAGGAACGAAUCACUCCUUCGGGCAUGCUCAAACAUGUGGGCCCGGUAGAUAUUUCACGAAAGCUUUUCAGGAAGUUGCGGUCCUCUCCAAAUGUACGCGAUGGAAGUCUUCGAGUAUGGGACUACGGGUAUGAUUGGCGACUGAGCCCUGCCUUGUCAUCAAAGAAAUUGCAGGAGUUUCUGUCAAGGUUGCCGUCUAAUCUGCCCGGGACAUCGCGAGAGUCUCGCGGAGCUUUCGUCAUCGCGCACAGUCUAGGUGGACUCAUUACAAGACAUGCCGUUAACCUCCAGCCACAUCUUUUUGCGGGUGUGCUCUACGCUGGAGUUCCUCAGAGAUGUAUCAACAUCCUAGGGCCGUUCCGCCAUGGUGACGCAGUCCUUUUCAAUGAGAAGUUGCUCACCGCCAAAGUCAAUUUCUCGAUCCGUACAUCAUUUGCACUGCUCCCUGAUGAUGGCUUCUGCUUCAUCGACAAAGAAACUGGAGAGCCGUAUCCAGUUGACUUUUUCAAUGCCGAUGAUUGGGUCAAAUGGCGUCUCAGUCCCUGUGUGGCACCAGCCCUACCUGCAUAUAGCCGUGCGAAACAGCAGGGAUUGGUAUCGCCAUUGUCUUCCCUGUUCCCGAAUUCACUUCUCAAAACAAAGAAGGCGUCGGAUGCUCAUGAGACUCGGAACGUUGUUCCUGCCCCGGGCGAGACCCACUAUCACGGUGCCGCUCCGCUCCCAUCUCCGCCUCGUUCACCGUCGCCUCCCUCAGGCACUCGGAAUACAGUGACGACAGAUCAAGAACGACAUCUGAAGUAUCUCAGGCGGACGCUUGCCGCUACCCGUAAGUUUCGGUCUGAGCUUGCACACUCUGAGGAGCUCGAGUCAUCCAAUGCGUAUCCGCCACACGCCGUUUUGUACGGAAAGACAAUUCCGACAGUAUACGCAGCCCAAGUCGCAGGGCGGGAGGCAAUACCUUGCGCAGAUGCCUAUGACGAUUUAGUUUUUCGGCCUGGAGAUGGGGUGGUUCUCGCACGAGAAGCAAUGCUGCCUGAGGGGUAUUCUAUUGUCCGUUCGGGCAGAGUCAGUACGGAGAGAGGCCACCUUACGAUGCUCGGAGACCUGCCAGCAGUAGGCCAAGCUCUCGGGGCACUCGUCCGGGGUCGUCGGAAAGGAAUUGGCAUUCAACAUGAAAAAACAGUCACAUAG
Messenger RNA from Metarhizium album ARSEF 1941, 2592 nucleotides. RefSeq lists its product as uncharacterized. The coding region runs from base 1 to 2592 and encodes 863 amino acids. NCBI's taxonomy places the organism in Eukaryota, Fungi, Ascomycota, Sordariomycetes, Hypocreales, Clavicipitaceae. The record is from RefSeq and is a predicted model, not a curated record. Gene Ontology annotation, molecular function: triacylglycerol lipase activity. The transcript has a single exon.